Molecule: messenger RNA, 1442 nt
Organism: Vombatus ursinus (common wombat)
Lineage: Eukaryota; Metazoa; Chordata; Mammalia; Diprotodontia; Vombatidae
Gene: EXOSC5
Product: exosome component 5
Exons: 6
Coding region: 31-807 (258 amino acids)
Biological process (GO): rRNA catabolic process; nuclear mRNA surveillance; poly(A)-dependent snoRNA 3'-end processing
Cellular component (GO): cytoplasmic exosome (RNase complex); nucleolus; nuclear exosome (RNase complex)
Source: RefSeq, a predicted model, not a curated record
CCAUGUGCUCAAACAAACAAAUGCUUGCGCAUGCUCCCCAAGGCCUUCAGGCAUGCGCCCUGGCCACCCCCGGAAGUAGUUUUGUACUGGCUGGGCUUCACGUGGAUGGAGAUGGAGAAGGACCUCGGCCCUAGCGCCGGGCCAGAUGCGGAUCUAAGCUCACGAGGCUUCGGGUGCAGCCUCCGGCAUUUCGCCUGCGAGCAGAACCUGCUCUCCCGACCCGAUGGCUCCGCCUCCUUCCUGCAGGGUGACACAUCGGUCCUUGUUGGCGUCUACGGUCCAGCAGAGGUCAAAGUCAGCAAGGAGAUCUUCAACAAGGCCACCCUGGAGGUGAUCCUGAAGCCCAAGAUCGGGCUGCCUGGAGUAGCAGAGAAAAGCAGAGAGCGGCUGAUCCGGAACACGUGUGAGGCUGUCGUGCUGGGGACGCUGCACCCCCGAACUUCCAUCACCAUCGUACUGCAGAUCGUCAGUGAUGCCGGCUCUCUGCUGGCCUGCUGCCUGAAUGCGGCCUGCUUGGCCCUGGUGGACGCCGGUGUGCCCAUGAAGGCAUUAUUCUGCGGGGUCACCUGUGUCCUUGACCCAGAUGGCGGCCUUGUCCUUGACCCCACAGCCAAGCAGGAGAAGGAGGCUCGGGCCAUCCUGACCUUCGCCCUGGACAGCACUGAACAGAAGCUGCUCAUGUCCACUACCAAAGGCCUGUACUCUGUGGCCGAGUUCCAGCAGUGUCUCGCCGCUGCCCAGCACGCUUCCCAUCACAUCUUCAGGUUCUACAGAGACUCUUUGCAGCGACGCUAUUCCAAGAGCUGACCUGGGCGUGGAGCCGGGCCAGGAAGGGGCUGAGUGCGGUGGUCUCAGGCCUCUUCUCAGCUCUGAACACUCCCCAUCUGCCUCGUGAAUCUGUCUGAGAUUUUGUCUGUUCCUGCUGGGAGCUCUGGGAGGGAGUUGGGCAAGAUCCCCGGGGCUCCCUCUCUGGGCCUCAGUUUCCCCAUCAGUCAGGUCCAGUACUCAAACCCUGUCAUCCUGUUGUUCCUGCCCAGACACGUAGGUGCUGGGGAAUGGGAGGGAGCAGGCAUCUGUGUGGUGGCUACCGUGCGCUAGGCACCGAGCUUAGAAUUUUACAGAUUGGUCUCUUUAAUCCUUACAAUAGCCCUGGGAGGGAGGUGCUGUUAUUAUCCCCAGUUUACAUUUGAGGAAACUGAGGCAGGUGAAGUGACUUGCCCAGGGUCCCACUGUCAGUACUCGUCUUGAGGCUGGAUUUGAGCCUGACCUCAGGGAACUUGUUCUUUCCUGGAGGGAUAAUUCAGAUCAAGGACUUUUGGGGAAGGGAGAGUGCUAACAUCUGAUUGGCACCUGGAAACCGUCCUAUGGGGAAAGAAAAUAAGAUUGGUGCGGGCAGAGACUGUUUCUGUGUGCCCAGGGCCUGGCACACAGUAGGCACUCAA